Messenger RNA from Paramecium tetraurelia, 2643 nucleotides. RefSeq lists its product as uncharacterized. Gene Ontology annotation, biological process: phosphorelay signal transduction system. The transcript has 2 exons. Lineage: Eukaryota; Ciliophora; Oligohymenophorea; Peniculida; Parameciidae. Gene Ontology annotation, molecular function: phosphorelay sensor kinase activity. The record is from RefSeq and is a predicted model, not a curated record.
AUGAAAAUUAAUAAUAAAGAAUUUUGGUAUUAUUUCAAAUGCUUAAUUGACAUUGCUCUAUCGGCGAUAAUUUAUGGUUAUUCAAAAGAUUCUUUUAUUGUAACUAUCAAUACAGUUACAAUCCAAUUAUUGGGCAUAAUAUUAUCACCUUGCAUUAAGAAGAAAUUUGGUGGAAAGAAGAGAAAAUAUAUAUAAAUUGUUAUGUAAUUGGCUUAAUUGGCACAAAUAUUUUAUUGUUGCUUCUAUUUCACAGAAAUAUUGAGAUAUGGCUAUUUACUUAUUAAAUUUUAUGAAAAACAAUUAAUUGAUAAUCUAUAAAAGCAACUUAGUUACAUAUUUUUAAUUGCUUUGAAUGCUCUAUAAUUGUUUUUGAUGAUAUCAUCAAAUGAAUAAGGAGUUACUUAUUUUACAGUAGGAUAUGCAACGAUGUUGAUCUUUAAAGAAAAACAUCAAAAUUUGAAAAAAUAAGAGAAAAAUAAAUUUAAGGAGUUAGAAAAAACAGACAUCAAACCCACAUAAUACUAAACCAGAUAAUCCUUGUUAAUUAAUCGCAUAAAUGAAUCUGUUAGUUUGAAGUGGAUGAAUAAAUUAUAAACCUUUCCUGUUGGGAUUGUAAUUGUAAAAAAAUAGAAUUUAGAAAUUUUAUUUGAAAAUGAUUAAUUGCUCUAGAUUUUUGAAGCUGAAAACGAUAUCGGGAAGUUUAUUCUUGAGAAUUUGGAUUGCACAAUAAUUUAAAAGAAAAACACCUAUUUUUAGCAUUAAACCAGUAUAGUAUUAGACAAAAAUGGAGUGCUCUAAGCCUCAGGAACAUUGAAUUUACCGUAGCAGAAAAUGUAAAAUAAGACUUUUACGAUUAAACAAAUUUUAAAUUUAUUAAAUAUAGGGCAUUUAGAAAAAUUUAAGACCCGGGAUGAUCAAUUGGAAUUAUCAGCUACUUUAUGUAAAGGAAAUGAAGCCUUUUUUGAAGAGAGAAAUCUAUUAUUUAAAAUUUCAUCGGCCUAAGACGAAAAUGAAUUUUUGAUUAUUAUUCAAGAUAUCACACUCUAAACAAAUUUCAAGAAGAUAGAAACAAAAGAGCAGUUUAUUGUAAAAAUGAUUGAUUCCUUCUCCCAUGAACUAAGAACACCAUUGAAUAGUGCAGAACUAUUUCUCUAAGCUUUAAGUUAAACUAAUUCCUUACCUGUUUAAUUAAAAGAAAGUUUUAUAGAUCCUGCAAAAAAUUCAUUAAGAUUACAAGCAUACAUAAUAAGAGACAUAAUUGAUUUCACAUAAUUCAAUUAGAAGAUGAUCAAAUAUGAAUUCUCAGAUUUCAAUUUUGUAGAUAUUAUCCAAGAAAUCAAUGAUCUGUUUAAACUAAUUUUUUAACAUAAAAAAAUAGGAUUACAUGUAAAUGCUCAGAGAUCUAUUCCAACCGUCAUCAAAUCAGAUUAUUAUAGAAUCAUGUAAAUCUUAGUAAACAUUCUCUCAAAUUCAGUUAAGUUUAGUUCCAAAGGGUAAGUGGAAGUUGUAAUUCAAGGCUUCGACGGUUAUGUGUUAUUUAGUAUCUAAGAUUAAGGAUAAGGCAUAGAACCAUAACUAUUGACAAAAAUUUAAUAAACCCUUCAAGAUUUUGCUUUGAAUAGAAGUCUUUCUUAAUAGCAUGAAUGGCAAGGGUUGGGACUUUUGGUGAGUCAGAUGAACUUGAUAACUUUGGCACCUCAAAAUAAAUCCCAUCUUUAAAUUACAUCUAAAGGUUUGAAUCAAGGAGUUGAAGUUAAAUUCAGAAUUAAGACUCAGAGCUAAAUUUUCACAUAAUAGUUACCUUAGCAUAAAACUUAUAAAAGAGGAUCACUAUAAACACCUAACACAGUUCCCGAUCUCAGCGAAGGCUUAUAAGGUAUUCAAAUUCAAUCUACAUAAUUAGGCUUAUUAAUAAUUACAAAUGCUGAAUACAAGAAUACUUCAGUCAAAAAUAUACCUGUUAAAGAACUUCCUUCAGUGGCUGAGUAUUAUGGGAAACCAUCAUCUAAUUAGAUGGUUGGACUGUAGAAUUAAGUUGAGACGGAUCUUCAAAUUCAAGAUACUGAUAGAUAUGGUUUGACUCAUCAGCUUAUUUAAAUAUAAUAAAAUUUCAAUCCUAAAUUUAUGACUACUAAACAAAGACAAAAUUCAUUAGCAUCAAGAAUGUAACAAAGAAAUGAUGACCAGAGUUAACUGUAAACAAAUUUCAGUAAAGUAAAAUUCAAAUUUAAAUGUUCAUGUUAAAGAGCUUUGUCUGUAGACGAUGAUUCUUUCAAUCAAAAAGCUCUUGAAAUGAUUCUUGGACAGAUGGGAUUUGAGAUACAACUUGCAUAUAAUGGUUAAUAAGCAAUUGAAAUUGUCAAAAAUGCUAAAAAAUGCUGUGAAAAUUGUUAACUCUAUGCUUUCAUUUUGAUGGAUUGUUAAAUGCCUAUUCUAGAUGGAUGGUAAACAACCAAAAGAUUGAGGAAUAUGAUGAGUGGGAAUAUCAUACCCUCGAUUCCUAUUAUUGGAUUGACUGCAUUCAAUGGACAAUAUGAAAUAGAAAAAUGUUAUGAAAGUGGAAUGCAAACAGUUUUGACUAAACCAUUGAAUAUUGACGACUUCAAACAAACUUUGAUACGCAUUUACAGGUUUGUUUUAUGA